UAGAAUGAACGAGCCGCUUAAAAUUUAUCGUUAUCAUGUCACAUAAUGUAUAUACAUAUCAAUUGUUUACUUGUUAGUGUCGUAUUUAAAACCCAAAAAGGACAAAAUAUUCUUUUAAAGGCAAUUCAUAAUGGCUCAAGGUUCGGGAACAAGUUUGAAAGAACUCACAAGUAAGAGUAUAGUUUCGUUCGCUGAUACAUAUACGAGGAAUGGAAUAAAAGGACUAACUGAUGCAAUUACUGAUAAUCUUGAUGCAUGGAGAAAUACCGAUAUCAACAUUGCAUUGGCGGGAAAAGCUGGAGCUGGAAAGUCUACUUUCAUUAACGCAAUAAGAGGGUUAGACGGUGAUUCGCCUGGAGCAGCUCCCACUGGAACGAUUGAAACUACAACAGAAAUCACUCCUUAUAAGCAUCCUUUAAAUCCAAAAUUAGUGCUUAUUGAUCUUCCAGGAGUAGGCACCAAUCUUUUCCCUAAAGAAACAUAUAAACAGGAAAUAGAUUUUCAAAUGUUUGAUUUUCUCAUUAUUGUAUCGGAAAAAAGGUUUUCAGAAAAUGAUAUUUGGUUGGCAAAAGAAAUUGAAAAAAUUAAAAAGAAGUUCUAUUUCGUUCGCACAAAGUUUGGCUCCGAUCUGAAAAACGAAGAAAGGAAGCGGAACAGGAAUCUUACUUCUGAAGAAAAGAUACUAGUAAAACAAACUAUUCGGGAUGAUAUAGAGGUCAACCUAAAAACGGUGAAUUGUAAAAAGAAUCUUUUCAUCAUCGACAGUUUUGAACGAGGACAAUUUGACUUUCCAGGUCUUGAAGAAAUGCUGAAAAAUGAUACGGUUAAAAGGGAGGCAAUGAUACUUACACUUCAGGCUGUGACAGAGCAGGCAAUAAACGAGAAGAAAACAGUUCUUGAAGGAAGGAUUUGGAAAAUUGCUACUCGUGCUGCGUUUGCACCUCGUGUAAACGAUGCCGAUAUUGCCAUUCUAAAGAACGAGAAGGAAUUCUAUUUAACUCAAUUCAGUCUUGAUGAAGAAUCAUUGAGACAUGAUGCUCAAGUUUCAAACAUAGAAGAUGACCAACUUGCUGAACUUUUCAAAAACAAGAACACAGAAGAAGACAAGAAAAGGGAACAGUCUUAUGUAGAUGAGUUUGAAAAAAUAUUUCCAUUUUUACCCAUUCGGAAUCAUAUCAAAACGUACAGGCUUGGAAAACAAUUUCUACAGGACACACUAAAUAGCGUCGUUGAACGUGCUAUUGAGGUAAAUAGAACAUUAGCUUCUGGCAUUGCUGAGAAAUGUACAGACUGAAAAUGAUAUUUGUUACAAGUUAUUAUUAAAAAGCGUUAAAAACAUUUGUGUAUGUGAAUGCAGAUCUAUAUUAUGUAUAUUGAAUAUGCACAUUAAAUUUUGUAUACAAAGUUUUAAACCUGAUCAUUUUGAUAUAAAGGACAUUGUAGUAAAAUUGAAGAAAGUAUUUGCUUAAUGAUAUA
Molecule: messenger RNA, 1476 nt
Organism: Ruditapes philippinarum (Manila clam)
Lineage: Eukaryota; Metazoa; Mollusca; Bivalvia; Venerida; Veneridae
Product: interferon-gamma-inducible GTPase 10-like
Exons: 2
Coding region: 131-1294 (387 amino acids)
Cellular component (GO): membrane
Molecular function (GO): GTPase activity; GTP binding
Source: RefSeq, a predicted model, not a curated record